GGAGUGAACUUUCUCUAUUGGCUUGGAAUACCUCUCUCUUUCAAACACACGCGAGCAGAACAAUCCUUCCCUACGCCAAUCAAUCGACCAUCCUCCCGUGGCGCACAUGAUGAGAGACUUCCCGUCCUGCUUCGGCGAAAGCGGAGUCCAAAUCGCCGACUCGUCGCCGUCCUUGGCGAGGAACAGCCCCCAGAACUCGGUCACCUGCAUCUACAAGUCCAAGGUACGCGGCCGCCCUUGCCUGAUCACUGUUACCUGGACCAAGACCCUCAUGGGCCAAGGCCUCACUGUCCUGAUCCUCGUCGACGACGGCGAUGGGGGCGACCCCGCCAGCUCGUCUCGCUCCCUCUGCCGAGUCGAAAUCAAGCCCUGGCUCCUCAUCUCCAAGCAUAGAGGUUGCCGGAAAGCCCCAUUGUCGUCAUCAGAUUCCUCCACUCUCGACGUUCACUGGGACCUCUCGAACGCGAAGUUCGGCGCUGCCCCCGAACCUGUCCAGGAUUAUUACGUCGCGGUCAAGGAUGACCGGGACAUGGUCCUCCUCCUAGGGGACAUGGAGAAGGAGGCCUACAAGAAGCUCGCCGGCCUGGGCUGGGACCGUGACACCGCAGUACUCGUGGGGAAGCGGGAGAACGUGUUCGGUAAGAAAAGCUACUGCACGAGGGCCCAGUUCCGGGACAAGGGCCAGGCACACAGCGUGGUGAUUGAGUGCGACCCCGGCGGUGGCGCUCCGGCCGAGCCAUGCCUCGUGAUAAGGAUCGACGACCGGGACGUGGUGAGAGUGAGGAGGCUGCGGUGGAAGUUCCGGGGGAACUGCAUGAUCGACGUGGACGGCACCGGCGUGGAGGUGUUCUGGGACGUCCAUAACUGGCUCUUCGGGGGCGAUUGCGUCGGGAGCAAUUACGGGGUGUUCCUGUUUCAGACGGGCCCGUUCCGGGCCGAGAGCGAAAAUGACAAGUUCCACGGUUCGUCUAGCUCGAACGUGGCGAAGCCUUCGUGCAUUUCGAGCUGGUGGAGCUCAUCGUCGUCCUCUUCCUCGCGGGGGAUCGAAGAUGACCCUCAUCAUCAACAUCAGUUGCAGCUGAAGCAAGGUCUGGCCUUCUCUUUAAUACUGUAUGCUUGGAAGAGUGAAUAAAUAGUACUCCCAAAAAAAAAAAAAAAAAAGAUUGUAAGAAGUAGAGAAGUUUUCUUCUUACUACCUUUCGGUUUUUUUUUUUGGAAAGACAGUUUUGGCUUUUCAUAUGGUUGGAGUGGUUAGUGGUAUGGAAGAUGCAUAAGAUGAGUUCUUCAUGAGUUUGAUCGAAGUACAGUGAAAUGAA
Rhodamnia argentea is the source of this 1316-nucleotide messenger RNA. RefSeq lists its product as uncharacterized. The transcript is spliced from 2 exons. The coding region runs from base 107 to 1132 and encodes 341 amino acids. Lineage: Eukaryota; Viridiplantae; Streptophyta; Magnoliopsida; Myrtales; Myrtaceae. The record is from RefSeq and is a predicted model, not a curated record.